AUGGAGAAGAUCCUUGCCAUUCUGCUUGUCGCCCUUGUGGCUGUGGCCUGUGCGGCGCCGCCCGACCCCCGGGGGAUCUUUAUCAACCUGGAGGAGGGCGAGCUCUGCCUGAACAGUGCCCAGUGCAAAAGCAGGUGCUGCCACCAUGAUUCCGUACUGAGCCUGGCCCGCUGCAUGCCCAAGGCCAGCGAGAACAGCGAGUGUUCGCCCAAGCACCUCCUUGGGGUUUACUACAAGUGUCCCUGUGAGCGGGGUCUGACCUGUGAGGUGGACAGGACCAUUGUGGGCACCAUCACCAACACCGACUUUGGUAUCUGCCACGAUAUUGGACGCUCCAAGCAGUGAGGCUCUGCCCCCUACCCUUCCACCCAGCCCAGCGUACCCUAGGACGCUUGGCCCAAGGCUACCUCUCUUCUCCUUCCCACUCA
This is a messenger RNA of Echinops telfairi (small Madagascar hedgehog), 428 nucleotides long. RefSeq names its product colipase (gene CLPS). Gene Ontology annotation, cellular component: extracellular region. Gene Ontology annotation, molecular function: lipase binding; enzyme activator activity. Lineage: Eukaryota; Metazoa; Chordata; Mammalia; Afrosoricida; Tenrecidae. The record is from RefSeq and is a predicted model, not a curated record. The transcript is spliced from 3 exons. Gene Ontology annotation, biological process: lipid catabolic process; digestion; response to food. Bases 1 to 345 code for a protein of 114 amino acids.